GAGUAUCCAAAGAUUACUCAAGAGUCCAGUAUCAAAGUAGCUCUCAAGAAUUUGCCUUCAUAAUGCUUUAAGGGAAAGUGUGAGAUGGUGCCCGAGUAUAAAUUGUUGUUUUGCUAUCGCCCAACAAUCAGGUGAUAUCUUCUUGACUUCACUUCAUUCUUCACUCCGCUUACAGCCAACCGUAAUUGAAAUUCACUUACGCCAGGUUCGAUCUUUAUUUUGCUUAGCGCCGUUCAUGCCACGAGGCUGAAAGAAACAUGAAGUAAACUUCUCGUCAUGAACUGUUGAUUCCUCCACCGCAAACAACACAAACACAGCAACCACGACUGAAGUACAACAUCAGCAAGAUGUGUAUGUUCAGGAUCACGACUUAUGAUGAUUGUUGGGGUCAAUAUACUCACUUAUUAAUUUGCUCCAACGAAUCAUCCAAUAAAAGUGAACUUAAUUCUCCACAAGAUCGCGUUCUUUCGGCGCUGAAAUGUCCCAACUUAAAAUCCGAGCAUAUCAAUAUCGGAGGUUCGAGAUGUGAUUGCAAAAUCAAGCCGCGAGCCUUCAAAGCUGUUUGUAAGAGGAAAUGGGGAGGUGACUUUGUUGGAAGUGUUAACUGCAGUAUGAAUCCCGGAUCUGCAGUAAAAUUUCAAUUCCGCAGUCGGGAAUGGGAAAACUGCACGAACGUAGAAUCGUUACUUAGAGGUGGAAGUCGCAUUCUUCCAGCCGACUAUAAUCCCACUGCGCAAGCAUGGAAUGAUAGUGAGUGGGAUGGGGACAGCAAGCAGGUAGAUUGGAGAGACAAAGAUUGGGUCACGUUGGCAGAGAAGGGAAUGAGUACGUGGCAGAGACGCCAAAAAGGGAGGCAUAAUAAUGUUCAAGAUCCAAUGAUACCAGGAUUAACUCAAGUCUCUGAACAGAACCAAACUUACGAAGAAGUUCAACUGGAGAAGAGCGAAAUAUUUUCGACAGAGCACAAUUUGACGAGCCGAAAAGGUCAGAAGCUCCCUCCACAACAUGAUGCGACAAACCAACAUGUUGGCACUGUUAGUACUGCUGUAGUCGAUUGGAGUCAAUUGAAAGAACAACAUAAAACUACUGUAGGUGGCCAACAUUUGCCGCCUUCUCUGCCAAGUGUUGGCCGGUCACAAUACCAGAAAAAAGCUUCAAUUCCACAUAUCAACCAGGUUCAACAUGGAAGAAAGCUGACGAAGAAUACCGAUCAUCAGAACCAACAGAUUGUGCUUCCAUCAUUGACUGCCACUGCUCAAACUGCACCGAUUGUUCCAACCGGACCAAAUGCUAUGCCAAUUUGGGAGGCGGAGCGAUCGCGCGGAGAGAGAAAGAAUAGUCGUGGAGUUCAAUCUGGAGGACAACCGACUGCAGCUACAGAAAUGCGCUCAGUCACUCCACUUGGGCCGAAAGUAAUGCCUGUUUGGCAGUUGGCUCAAGUUCUAAAGGAGAGACAGGAACUGGAGAAGAAGAAUAUUGCAGCAGCGCUGGGAGAGUACCGAAAAAUGUCGAUGGAUCCGGCUGCUGCUGCUGCUGCGCGUGAAAAUAAUAUCAACGAUCAGUAUGCAAGUCAGUCGGGAACACAAACUUCUACUCCCUUGGAAAUUUCGUCACCUCCUGUUUCUGCAAGUGAGAACUCGCAAGACCAGGGCGAGAGGAAGAAAUAUCAGAAGGGAAACAACUUCUUACCCAAUACCGACAAACAGCGAGUUGUUCUCCAGGAGAAUAAAUCAAAGGAUCAAGUACGUGAAUCUGGUCCGUCUUUUCAGGGUAAUUUUCAACAUGUCAAUGCGCACAUUCCUCGUCGAGAGGAUAAUAAUCCGUCUACCAACGAGACUUUAGGUAAGCCAUGGAAUGGAGUACCAGAAUAUGUCGUUUCUCAAGAGUACAACGAUACUUUGCCGGAGUCUGAUGACAGGAACUUCAAUUUUACCAACUACUCCCCUUCUAAACAGACCUUAGAGAAGGUUCGAAUGGCAGAUAUCAAUGAAGCAUCGGAAUCUGCACCUGAAUCCCUCCGUAAGACUUUGCAAAAAGCUCCAAUCACAGUUUUAGAGAACCCGCAAGCAGCUCCAUAUAGUGCUUCGGAUUCUCCACACAGAGAAUACUUGGCACCUCUUGAGCCACUCCAAGUGGAAAGACCUCAAGCAAGAUAUUCAAGCCCUGAAUAUCAACCAUAUUUGAAUCUUAGUGGAAACGAACUAGAAGUCAAAAAAGGAGCGGUCAAGGAGCAUCAAGAGAUUGCAGAGCAAUCAGAGCCUCAAGAUAUUGAGCGGGAACAGAGAACUCAGCAUAAUAUACAGACUCGGAGACAAUCUGAUGCCUUGAUACAAGAGCCAAGCCACUCACAGGAGAACUUUCAACGAAAGGCAUUUAGAAAGCUCCGAGAAAUUGAAGAGCAGUCAAGAAUACCAGGCAACAAAAACAUGCGAGAUUUACUUCAUGAUUUUAGUCAGCUUGACGCUUACCUACAAGACUUCACACUUUCUCAGCAAGGUAUCGCCAGGGAGAUGUGGAUGGCGGAGAAAGCCAAGGUUGAUAAGAAGUUCAGUAAGUUUUAUGGAAGCAUUGCCACUCCUAACAAAGAGGUCACAGAUAGCCCACACGUGAACGACAAAGUAGUCAAGCAGCCACGUCAAAACAAAGUCGACGAGGAAAAUGAUGUUGAGGAGAAAUCUGUUGAAGACAGAUCUCUUCCUCGAAUCAACAAUUCACCUGCGAGUAUCCCGAUUGGUUCCGAAUUAUCUCGUCUGCUUAAGAAGAAGCGGAAGACCGAACUGGUGGCAAGCAUGUUACAUGAUCAAGACAGGAAGGAGAGAUUUGUGCGAGAUGUCCCCUUUCUGCAACAAAAUUUGGCCCGUGAUGGAUGGAUUAUUGAAGCAGAAUUGACGGAUUGCCGCUUACAAAAAAUCCUCGAUCAAAUCAGAACAUGCGUUGUCAGUGUAGGCGUAGAAAAUUGUGUUGAGGAUGUUGAAUAUACGAGAGAGGAGAUCCGGCAAGCCGAGGACAGAGUACUAAAACGUGUUAAUCAAAAAUUUGCUGAGCAGCUCAGGAAUAUUGAACAUUCAUCAAAAAUUCGAGAAGAGAAACAAAUUCGUGAGGCACAGAAGCAGAAAAAGAACAAUGAUCGCAAAUCAUUCAAAGAGCAAAACCCGGAUGGUAAUGGCGCUGAUCUUUCAAAUCACACUGGCGAUGCAGAAGGUACAAAUAACCAACAGGGACUCAUCAGCACUUCAAUUAAGAAUCAGGCAAUGGGAGAUAUCACGGAUGCUGAUGACGAAGCCAAUAUCGAAGUACAACAAAAGCGAAAGAGAGACAUCCAGUACUUUGGUUAUUCUCCACCCACAUCUGCCAAGAAGAGAAAGCCUGGCGAAGAUGGGGUAGUUAUUGAAAGCAAAGAGGCACACAACCAGAGAAUGAGGGACUUAUAUUAUGCUGGACUCAUUCCGAGUAUGGGAGAUGUCAUGAGUGUUGAGAAGGCUGACGCUGCCAAACUACAAGUCGAAAACAAACGAGACCAAGAUAAGCGAAAGGGUGAUUCUCAGUAUUCUAAUCCAACAAUCUUGAAAGAUGAUAAGUCUAGCAAUAAGAAGCCCCAGGCCAAAAACUCUGGACGCCAGAUAUGGAUCGACGUUGACUACGAAGCUCAAGAGAAAGUUACCAAGACCAGCGGACGAAAAGAUUUAAUAAUUCCCGAUUCCUUCCACCGCUCGUUUCCCAAACAAUUUCCUAAACUGCCAAAUGAAUCGAAAGCCGACUAUCGCCAAAGAAAGCUUGCUGCAUACAUCAUCAGCGAGGAACACAAAAAAGUUCAAUCAGCUGGCUCAGUCACUUGGAAUAGCACAGCGACUAAUGGUCAAAAACAAGUCAGCAGUGAUGGGGGUCUGUCAGAGUAUCUACCAUCCGGUGCGUAUUUUUAUCUGAUCCGACUGAUUAGGAAUCAUGCAGAGCUUACUAGAUACACGGUAGGUAUGAAUCAGUCGAACUUGAGUGGCGCAGUUGGAACCCAAGCCAAGAAGAAGAGGGUUAAAAAGCCGAAACUUUCGCGUCAAGCGAAGACUGACUCGGCUCGAGAAGAAUAUCUUCGAAAGCAAGACGCCAGAAAACUUGGGGAACAACGACAACAAGUCGGUAACAAAGGCAAUGCCAGAAAAGCGGGUGUUGUAGGCAAGCUUGUUGGAGGAAAGACUGAUCUUGAAGACCAGAUCCUGAGCGAUACGAGCGAUAAUAAAGGACUUGCAGAUUACGGAUCAGAGAAGAAUGAUUACAUGAAGACGGAAGGUAGCAGCCGAUCACAAAGCAGAGGGGCUUUCGGAAAUCAACAAUUUCAGUCGUCCAAUCCAAAUUUGUCAGCGGUAGUUCAGCACAAUGAUGCAGUCAUAGCAGGAAGCAAUAUCGAGACAGCCAUUGAUUUGACGUCUGAUUAAGAAAGGGGAUGAACAUGGGCUAGUGGUUUGGAAACAGAAAAUUGAUGAAAUACUUUCUUUGCGAGGAUGUCGCUUCUUAGAAAGUCAUUUGGUAGUUAGCAGGGUAAUAGGACAAACGUUUCUUGUCAUUCUGAAAUCAAGGCGCACAGCA
Messenger RNA from Botrytis cinerea B05.10, 4578 nucleotides. RefSeq lists its product as hypothetical. Lineage: Eukaryota; Fungi; Ascomycota; Leotiomycetes; Helotiales; Sclerotiniaceae. The transcript is spliced from 6 exons. Bases 348 to 4427 code for a protein of 1359 amino acids. The record is from RefSeq and is a predicted model, not a curated record.